CGCUCUCUCUCUCUCUCUCGCGACCCCUCCCCGACAGCUUCCCGUUCUCCGCCAUCAACGCUCGCGUAUGACCCACGUGUCCGUCCUCGAUCCUUGCGUGCGACCGCUCCCCCCUCCCCUUUUUGUUUUGCUCGCAGGACCCCUGUGCCCGUCAUCGGUUUUGGUGGCACUUUUGAACUCAAAACUGCAAUCUUUCUUCCCUUCUCCCACUACCCAGUACGGACCACCAUCUUCCUUCUUCGGGAAAACUGUUUCCCAGAAGGGUAUUGCAGAUUUAUAUACUGGGGCUCUGUUGGAACUGCUCGUUUGAUCAUGUCGUCUCGGUCGCAGCAAGAGGAGUGAAAGCUGCUCCCCCUUCAUUGAUUAUGAAAAUGCUUAGCUUCUUGCUAAAGAAAGAUGUGAGGAAGAUUCUGAAGCGCAAGGACAGCGAUGUUGGUGAAAAAGGACGAGCUCUGGAAGACCUGCGAGCCUCUUUGUUUAAUGAAUUUCGCUCGUCUGAGGGUGCCAAGCGUCAGCAGCAACGCAUAUGUCGACCAAUUGUUGCUCUUUCGUUCAAUUUUGUUGUUGCUGUCGGUAUUAUAUUCACGAAUAAACUGGUGCUUAAGAAUGUUGGAUUCGAGUUCCCUAUAUUUCUCACUUUCAUUCACUAUGUAGUAAGCUGGGUAUUAAUGGCUAUUCUGAACGUUUUCUCCAUCCUUCCUGCAUCCCCUCCUUCAAAGUCAAGCCGUUUAACUUCCUUAUUCACUCUGGGGGUCGUGAUGUCUCUGUCAACUGGCCUUGCUAAUGUUAGCCUGAAGUACAAUAGUGUGGGUUUUUAUCAGAUGUCCAAGAUUGCUGUAACACCAUCAAUUGUUCUGGCUGAAUUCAUUUUCUACGACAAAAGAGUAUCUUUCUUGAAGGUGCUUGCACUUACAGUUGUUUCCAUUGGCGUUGCUGUGGCUACCGUUACAGAUUUGCAAUUCGACUUUUUUGGUGCGUGCGUAGCAUUGGCAUGGAUAGUCCCAAGUGCAGUUAACAAAAUUCUGUGGUCCAGGUUGCAACAGCAGGAGAAUUGGACAGCUUUGGCGUUAAUGUGGAAGACAACACCAAUCACCCUGGUUUUCCUUGUGCUUUUAAUUCCUUGGCUUGAUCCCCCCGGCGCCUUCUCUUUUGAUUGGACCUUCAACAACACAGCGGCCAUUCUCAUGUCAGCUUUUCUCGGAUUCUUGCUUCAGUGGUCCGGUGCUUUGGCACUGGGGGCUACAUCUGCCAUAACACACGUAGUCCUUGGACAGUUCAAGACAUGCGUUAUUCUUCUAGGAAAUUACUACAUUUUCAGUUCCAAUCCUGGUAGAACAAGCAUUUCAGGGGCAUUUGCAGCGAUCGGUGGCAUGUCCUUGUACACUUAUCUGAAUAUACAGAACCAGAAACAACAACCCAGCAAAGCAACUUCCCGUCAAGCCUCUUUACCAAAGUCGAAACUGAAGAGAGAAAAUGGCAAUACUCAGGAUGGAAAUUUCGGGUCUGAAGCUGUCUAGACCGCUGCUCAGCAGUCACACUAGGAAGAUUGAUACUCAACAUCUCAGAAGACAAGAAAACUGCUGUGUCACUGACCCCCACACAUUGUUUCGUUCCAUUUAUUUAAUUUCAUAGGACGUUGCAGGAUAGCUCUCUCCAAAUCAUGGUUGAUUUGUAAAACCCAUAUGGGUAGCAAGAUAUGUUCCUGAGAGGAUUUGCUUGUUGCAUAGUGAUGCCCUCUUUGAGCUGA
Messenger RNA from Syzygium oleosum, 1747 nucleotides. RefSeq lists its product as uncharacterized. The transcript is spliced from 8 exons. Bases 366 to 1517 code for a protein of 383 amino acids. Gene Ontology annotation, cellular component: Golgi apparatus. NCBI's taxonomy places the organism in Eukaryota, Viridiplantae, Streptophyta, Magnoliopsida, Myrtales, Myrtaceae. The record is from RefSeq and is a predicted model, not a curated record. Gene Ontology annotation, molecular function: UDP-xylose transmembrane transporter activity; antiporter activity.